AUGAGGCUGCGCCACUUCCUGCUGCCUUCUCUGAAGCCCCGCCCCUUCCCCAUCUCGUCCAAUCAGCAGAAUGCUCACCUGUGCUCCACUGCCUCUCCUGUGAUUAGCCAGGAUGUGCAGGUGCAGGGGCGGAGCUUCCCACGCGACGACUUCUCAAACGUCACCGCAAAAAUCCUGCAGAGAGUCGGAGCAAAUCUGCACAACGAGCCACAUCACCCGCUGUGGAUUAUUAAAGAGAGGAUCAAAGAGCACUUCUACAGCUCGUACAUGGGCCGGUGGGGGAACCCUCUCUUCUCGGUCCAUGAUAACCUCAGCCCAGUGGUCAGCGUGGAGCAGAACUUCGACAGUCUGCUGAUCCCUCCUGAUCAUCCAAGCAGAAAGAGAGGAGACAACUACUACAUUAACAGGUCUACCAUGUUGCGCGCGCACACCUCUGCCCACCAGAGGGAGCUGGUGAGACAGGGCCUGGACGCCUUCCUAUUGGCUGGAGACGUGUACCGCCGUGAUGAGAUCGACUCCUCUCACUUCCCUGUGUUUCACCAGAUGGAGGGAGUCCGGCUGUUCUCAGACCACGAGCUCUUCUCAUCAGUGGACGGGGGUCAGCACCUCUCUCUCUUUGAGGAUUCUGGGAGGAGGUGUGGUCAGAAGCAGGAGGUGCACUCUCUGGAGGCUGUGACUCUGCUGCAGUUCAACCUGAAGAACACUCUGACCAGACUGGUCCACGCGCUGUUCGGACCAGGCGUGGAGCUGCGCUGGGUGGACUGUCACUUCCCCUUCACUCAUCCGUCCUUUGAGUUGGAGGUUCGAUUCCAGGAGCAGUGGAUGGAGGUGUUGGGCUGCGGGAUCAUGGAGCAGCAGAUCCUGAACUCUGCGGGGGCGGGACAUAAGGCAGGCUGGGCCUUCGGAUUGGGUCUGGAGCGUUUGGCCAUGAUCCUGUUCAACAUUCCGGACAUCCGACUGUUCUGGAGCCGAGACCCGGGCUUCCUCCAGCAGUUCAGAGUGACCGACAUCCACCAGCCAAUCAGCUUCAAGGCUGUCAGCAGGUUCCCUCCUCUCCAUAAUGACAUCUCCUUCUGGGUCCCGGACUCCUUCUGUCCACAGGACUUCUUUGAGCUGGUGCGCUGUGUGGGAGGAGACCUGGUGGAGCAGGUGACUCUGCUGGACCACUUCACACACCCAAAGACGGGCCGCAGGAGUGAAUGUUACCGGAUCGUUUACCGUCACAUGGAGCGAACUUUGACCCAGGAAGAAGUCCGACAGACGCACGCCGCGAUCGAGAGAACAGCGGAGAGCGAGCUGGGAGUGACUGGGAGAUACUGA
Molecule: messenger RNA, 1320 nt
Organism: Knipowitschia caucasica
Lineage: Eukaryota; Metazoa; Chordata; Actinopteri; Gobiiformes; Gobiidae
Source: the annotation of a GenBank genome assembly